Molecule: messenger RNA, 1431 nt
Organism: Paramecium tetraurelia
Lineage: Eukaryota; Ciliophora; Oligohymenophorea; Peniculida; Parameciidae
Exons: 2
Molecular function (GO): heme binding; monooxygenase activity; oxidoreductase activity, acting on paired donors, with incorporation or reduction of molecular oxygen
Source: RefSeq, a predicted model, not a curated record
AUGGCAAAAGAGUAAUUAUAUACAAUAUGCUCCAGAUGUUAGGAACUUCUUCGUACUCUAAGUCAAUCAAGGGCAAUCAAUGGGGAUGCAUUUGAAGCACUAUCCAAACGAAUAGGGGACAAUAGAUAAGCAGACAUUUUAGUUACAAAUUUGCUAUUUCGACCUAUGAUCGUGUUCCUAAAACCAAAAUACUAUCGAAUAUUCAUGCAAUAACAUUAAGAUUAUACUAAAUUCCCUAUGAUAGUCGACAAGAGAUUGAUGACCAAAGGCAUGAUAAUGGAGGGGGGAGCCAAGUGGCUACAAUAAAGACGCCUUUUGGGAACUCAUUUCGAAUAUAACAAGCUCAUCAACCUGAUUCCGAUGAUAAAUGAUGUAGCCCAAAGGAAAUUGGCCAAUCUACCUAAUGAAGUAUUCCCAGCCAUGAAUUUGGCCUCUUCAAUUACGGGAGAGAUUGUUCUCAAGGCUUUCUUCGGUGAGGACAUUGCUUAAUUGAGUCUAAACGGACAAGAUCCAUCAUAAUGCGUCACUCAGCUUAUAACUCGAUUUGGAUAAUUAACAACUGAGUCUCGAUUCUUUCAAAUAAAGAGAGCAUUGCUCGAAGAAAAAGUAUUCAGUCUAUUCCCCAGAAAAAUAGAAUAGGAUCUAUAUGAAUUAAAUACCGUUAUGCUUGAUCACAUGAAAAAGGCAAUAAAAAAUAGAAUGGAAAAAUUGAAGAAUUGCAAGAACAUUGAACACCAGGAUUACCUUGAUGUUUAUUUGGAUGUGUACCUAAACAAAAACGAUUCUAUGGAUCCACCCAUAACAGAAGAUGAAAUACUACAAUAAUCUAUCACACUUUACUUUGCAGGAACUGAAACUACUGCAAAUCUAGUUACUACAGCUUGUUAUUUUUUAGCUGAGAAUCAGCUGCUUUAAGAAGAAAUUUACUAGGAAAUUCUUGAAGUUUUGAAUGGAGAACUAAUUAUAACAGCUAAACACUUACAAAAUCUGUAAAAAGUAGCAGGAUUUUUAAUGGAAUGUCUUCGAUUAAAGCCAGUUGCACCUAUGUUGAUAUCUAAACAAGCAUUAAAGGAUUUAUACAUCAAAGAUAUAUUCAUCAAAAAAGGAUGGUAUGUCAAUUAUAUGGUUUUAUCAAAUGCAUAAAAUCAGAAAUACUUUUCGAAUCCAACCCAGAUCGAUAUUACAAGGUGGAAGGCUGAUGGAACUCUCAAAGACUCAACCAUCGAUCCAUUUGCCUUUGUGCCAUUUUCAGCUGGAGGUAGAAAUUGCAUAGGAUAAUACCUUGCAAUUAUUGAGAGCAAAAUUGUCAUCUCAAAAAUACUCUUAAACUAUAAAUUGAAAUUGAAUUAGAAGAUCGCUAAAGCAGAGUGGAUAGCUAAAUUUACGUAUGGUCUAUCAAAUCAAGAUUACAUUACAUGGGAAGCAAGAUGA